Molecule: messenger RNA, 12196 nt
Organism: Phacochoerus africanus (Common warthog)
Lineage: Eukaryota; Metazoa; Chordata; Mammalia; Artiodactyla; Suidae
Gene: MPRIP
Product: myosin phosphatase Rho interacting protein
Exons: 25
Coding region: 77-7114 (2345 amino acids)
Biological process (GO): actin filament organization
Cellular component (GO): actin cytoskeleton
Molecular function (GO): actin filament binding
Source: RefSeq, a predicted model, not a curated record
AGGCGCCGGCCUGCGUGCGCGGCUGGAGGCGGCGGCCGGGGAUGCGGCGGCGCCCGGCCUGAGCCCGCGCCCGGCCAUGUCGGCCGCCAAGGAGAACCCGUGCAGGAAAUUCCAGGCCAACAUCUUCAACAAGAGCAAGUGUCAGAACUGCUUCAAGCCCCGCGAGUCGCAUCUGCUCAACGACGAGGACCUGACGCAGGCAAAACCCAUUUACGGCGGCUGGCUGCUCCUGGCUCCAGAUGGGACUGACUUUGACAACCCGGUGCAUCGGUCUCGGAAAUGGCAGCGCCGGUUCUUCAUCCUCUACGAGCACGGCCUCUUGCGCUACGCCCUGGACGAGAUGCCCACAACGCUCCCUCAGGGCACCAUCAACAUGAACCAGUGCUCGGACGUGGUGGACGGGGAGGCCCGGACCGGCCAGAAGUUCUCCCUGUGCAUUCUGACCCCCGAGAAGGACCACUUCAUCCGGGCAGAGACCAAGGAGAUCAUCAGCGGGUGGCUGGAGAUGCUUGCGGUCUACCCCAGGACCAACAAGCAGAACCAGAAGAAGAAGCGCAAGGUGGAGCCCCCGACGCCACAGGAGCCAGGCCCGGCCAAGGUGGCUGUCACCAGCAGCAGCAGCAGCAUCCCCAGUGCUGAGAAGGUCCCCCCUACCAAGUCUACACUCUGGCAGGAAGAAAUGCGGGCCAAGGACCAGUCAGAUGGGAGCAGCCUGAGUCCGGCCCAGAGUCCAAGCCAGAGCCAGCCUCCUGCCGCCAGCACCCUGCGGGAGCCAGGGCUGGAGAGCAGAGACGAGGAGAGCGCCACGAGCAGCGACCGCGUGGACGGUGGCCGCAAAGUCCGGGUGGAGAGCGGCUACUUCUCCCUGGAGAAGACCAAGCAGGACGUGAAGGCCGAGGAGCAGCAGCUGCCUCCGCCGCUCUCCCCUCCCAGCCCCAGCGCCCCCAGCACCAGGUACAGUGGCCCCGGACCGCCCUCCCCGGAGCCGGGUCGUCCCCUUCCUCCACCAGGUCCACAGCACCUGGGCCGAGGGGUCUGCAGCAGCUCCUCCCUGGACGCGGCCCGCCGGCCCCAGGCCCACGUGGACUCCGGCAGCACCGGCGGGCAGGGAGCAGAGAGACUGGGGCCCGCCUCCGCCUUCAAAGCCAGCAGGCAGUACGCCACCCUGGCCGACGUCCCCAAGGCCAUCAGGAUCAGCCACCGAGAAGCCUUCCAGGUGGAGAGAAGGCGGCUGGAGCGUAGGACACGGGCCCGGAGCCCGGGCAGGGAGGAGGUGGCCCGUCUGUUUGGCACCGAGCGGAGGAGGUCUCAGGUCAUUGAGAAGUUUGAGGCCUUGGACAUCGAGAAGGCAGAGCACAUGGAGACCAACGCGUCGGCCGGGCCCUCGCCAUCGAGCGACACGCGCCAGGGCCGCAGCGAGAAGAGGGCGUUUCCCAGGAAGCGGGACCUCCCCAGCGACGCGCCUCUCCCGGACACCUCGGCCUCCCCCCUGUCUCCACACCGAAGAGCCAAGUCACUGGACAGGAGGUCCACGGAGUCCUCCCUGACGCCCGACCUGCUGAAUUUCAAGAAAGGCUGGCUGACCAAGCAGUACGAGGAUGGCCAGUGGAAGAAGCACUGGUUUGUCCUUGCUGAUCAAAGCCUGAGGUUCUACAGGGACUCGGUGGCUGAGGAGGCCGCGGACCUGGACGGGGAAAUUGACUUGUCCACGUGUUGCGACGUCACAGAGUAUCCCGUGCAGAGAAACUACGGCUUUCAGAUCCACACCAAGGAGGGCGCCUUCACCCUGUCUGCCAUGACGUCUGGCAUCCGGCGGAACUGGAUCCAGACCAUCGUGAAGCACGUCCACCCGACCUCCGCCCCGGACGUGACGAGCUCGUUGCCACAGGAAAAGAAGCGCAGCAGCUCCCCCUUGGAGACCUGCCCGAGGCCGCGGGAGACGCAGGGCGGGGAGCCCAGGGAGCCAGACCCAGAGCACAAGAGGAGCCGGGCUCGGGAGCGCCGGCGGGAAGGCCGCUCCAAGACCUUCGACUGGGCCGAGUUCCGCCCCAUCCAGCAGGCCCUGGCCCAGGAGAGGGCUGGCGGCGCCCCGGGGCCCCCCGACGCCCACCCCGAGACAGAGCCCGGCGAGCUGGAGCGGGAGCGUGCGCGGCGGCGGGAGGAGCGCCGCAAGCGCGCCGAGGGGCUGGGCGCCGACGACGCAGCCCUGCGCAUGGAGGUCGACCGGGGCCCGGGCCCGCCGGUGACCACCGCGCUCCGGACACAGAAUGUGCACGUGGAGAUCGAGCAGCGCUGGCAUCAGGUGGAGACCACGCCCCUCCGGGAGGAGAAGCAGGUGCCCAUCGCCCCCCUGCACCUGUCCUCUGAGGACGGGGGUGACCGGCUCUCCACCCACGAGCUGACCUCUCUGCUGGAGAAGGAGUUGGAGCAGAGCCAGAAGGAGGCCUCGGACCUUCUGGAGCAGAACCGGCUGCUGCAGGACCAGCUGAGGGUGGCUCUGGGCCGGGAGCAGAGCGCCCGGGAGGGCUACGUGCUGCAGACUGAAGUGGCCACCUCCCCAUCCGGUGCCUGGCAGAGGCUCCACAGAGUCAACCAGGACCUGCACAGUGAGCUGGAGGCCCAGUGCCAGCGCCAGGAGCUCAUCACACAGCAGAUCCAGGCCCUGAAGCGAAGCUACGGGGAGGCCAAGGACGCGAUCCGGCACCACGAGGCCGAGAUCCGGAGCCUCCAGGCGAGGCUCAGCACCGCCGCCGCCGAGCUCGCCAUCAAGGAGCAGGCGCUGGCCAAGCUCAAGGGUGAGCUGAAGCUGGAGAGAGACAAGGUCCGCGAGCAGCUGGAGGAGCGGCAGCAGAGCGAGGCCGCGCUCAGCGCCCAGCUGCAGGCCAGCGAGCAGAAGCUCCAGAGCGCCGAGGCCCUGCUGCUGGGGAGGACGCAGGAGCUGCGGGACCUGGAGAGGCAGCAGGCACUGCAGCGGGACAGGCAGAAGGAGGUGCAGCGGCUGCAGGAGCGCAUCGCCGACCUCAGCCAGCAGCUCGGCGCCAGCGAGCAGGCCCAGAGGCUCAUGGAGGAGAAGUUGCAGCGCAACUACGAGCUGCUGCUGGGGAGCUGCGAGAGGGAGAAGCAGGAGCUGCUGCAGAGCCUGAAGGAGGCGGAGGACAGGGCCAGCGCCUUCGAGGACCGGCUCCAGGACCACGAGCAGCAGCUGGAGGUCCUCCAGAGGGAGAAGCUGAGCGCCAAGUCCGAGGGCAGCGAGGCCGUGCACCGGCUGGAGGAGCAGCUGGAGAUGAAGGAGGCCAGCAUCCAGAAGCUGGCGGAGCACGUGCAGAGCCUCCGGGAGGAGCGGGACCUGGUCCGGCAGCGCUUCCAGGAGCUGCUGGGCCGCAUGGCCCUGUCCGACGGGGAUGUGGCCGCGCUGCAGGAGCAGCUGAGGGGGCGGGAGGCCGACUAUCGGAGCCUGGAGCACUCCUACAGGAGCGUGGCCGGCCAGCUCCAGGGCGCGCACACGCGGCUGCAGGAGAAGGAGGAGGAGCUGCGGCGCAUCCGGGACGCACACGAGCAGGCCCUGGAGAGGAAGGGGCAGGACCUCAGGCAGGCGCUGGUGAACACGGUGGCCCUGGGGAGCGGCUUCGAGGACGCGGACGCGAAGCUCCGGCCCAAAGACGAGGCUUUCAGGGAGCCCGACGAGGACUCGGAGGAGCCGCAGGGCCCUGUGGAAGGAGCAGAGGCGGCCAGCGGCAGGCGCGCCAAGCGGGAGGACGAGGCCCCAGGGGAGGAGCUCGGGGACCUCGGCCCCAGGGGGGAAGAGAGCGCUGCGGCCCCGCGGCCAGACGGCUCUGACGGGGAGGGGCACCCGCCGAGCCCCUCGAAACCCGACCUGGGAGCGCCGGGUGUGAAAAGGCAAAGAAUCCGCUUCUCCACGAUCCAGUGCCAGAAAUACAGCCACCCUGACGGGUCCGAGAGGACCUGGACCAGCAGCACGUCUUCUGACACCAGUCCGGACCGGUCGCCCUCGGAGGAAAGCGUGUCACCAGAGGCCCCCCCCGGCUCCCUCCCCGCCACCAGCGACGCCGACGCCUACCUGGCCAUCAUCCACUCGCUGGAGACCAAGCUCUAUGUCACCGAGGAGAAGCUCAAAGACGUGACGGUGAAGCUGGAGAGCCAGCAGGGCCAGAGCCAGGAGGCCCUGCUCGCGCUGCACCAGCAGUGGGCCGGCACCGAGGCGCGGCUCCGCGACCAGCUCCGCGCCAGCCUGCGCCAGGUCGCGGCGCUGGCCUCCCAGCUGGAGCAGGAGAGACAGGCCCGGGCAGAGGUCGUCCAGAAGCACGUCGGGGAGCUUGGUAACUUCCAGGUGAAAAACAGUCAGGCCCUGGCUUGCUUAGAAAGCUGCCGGGAACAGCUGCGGUCCCUGCCGGGGGCCGGCCCAGAAGACGCACGGGAGGCCCAGGCGGGGCCCCUGGCCAGCGUGGAGAGCUUGCUCGUCGGCGCCAUCCAGGCCCUGCGUCACCAGCCAGCUCCUGCAGACGGUGGGGCCCAGGCUCAGCCAGGGGAAGGGGGUUUCUCGGAGGAAGGGAAGGUGACUUGGCGGCAGCCCGCGCACCUGCCUGAAGCGACGGAGCAGGAGCAGCUCAGGCUCCUGUCUGAUCAGAUAGCUCUGGAGGCCGCACUGAUAAAUCAAAUAUCAGAUGCCCUGAAAAACACCACAUCAGAUAUCUCGCACAUCCUCUCUGAGGUUUCUCCGUCAGCGAGGUUGCCCCUGGAGUCUGGAAGUGCCGAGGUCUGUCCCGGGGCCCCAGCAGACGCCUGGGCUAAGAAGGUGCUGGUGGAUGGAGAAUUCUGGAACCAGGUCGAGUCCCUGAGCAAGCACCUGGAGACACAGGGCGGAGAGGCAGCCGGCGCCGCGCCGGCCCAGGUCCCCGCCCGGGCCGACGCCGCGUGGGUCAGGGCAGAGCUCAGCUUGGCCGCACCCGCGGUGAGGGAGACGCUGCACCGCAGGCUGCAGGGCAUCCAGGAGACUCUCCAGGGGACGCAGUUGGCUCUGCAGCAGCACAAGCGCGUGCUGGGGGAGAUCCUGGGAGCGCACCAAACCCCCGACUUCGACAGAGGGAUGCAGCGGGUCCCAGAAGCCCUCGGUGUACAGGCGCCUUGGGCCGGGAGCCCGUCAGGAGAGCUCCCGGGUCAUCAGGACCGCGCUGGCUCCCAGCAGCCCCCUCCCUGGUGCCGCCAGAGCUCCGGGGCCUUCGUUGCUAUUCAGGAGGAACUCGCCCUGCAGCUUAAAGAUAAGGCCGGCCUCUUAGGGGAGAUCUCGGUCGCUCUGGCCUCACUUCCCUCCGGGGGGUCGGAGGGGGACUGCCGGGAGCUCCUCCAGGCGCCCCGGACCCGCUCCUGCAGUGCUCGGCUGGGGGGCCUCGGGCGGUUCUCCUCCUCCCUGGUCAAGGGGGCCAUCGCUCAGGCUCAGCUGUGCUACGCCGCCUGCCGGGUUCGGCUGGAGUACGAAAAGGAGCGCCAGGGCCUCCAGGGGGCCCGGCCAGGCAGCGGGGGCCCCUGCCAGGAGCACGAGCAAGCCGUCAGGGCCCUGAGGGCAGAGUACGAGGAGCUUCUCCGCCAGCAGAAGAGCGAGUAUCUGCAAGUGAUUGCCAUCGUCGAGAGGGAAAACGCAGAGCUCAAGGCCAGGGUCGCCCAGCUGGGCCAGGAGCGGCGGCGCCUGGAAGAGGCGGAGAGCGAGCCUGGCGCGCGUCUGUCUGCCCCGCAAGGGCGGCACGAGGAGGGGGUCAGGAGCGUGGCAGAGCAGCCGAGCAGAGUGGAGGGCAUGCCGCAGGCUGAGCCCGGCACGGUCCUGGGCCAGUCAGGUGCCCCGGUCAGGGGUGGGCAGGGCCUGGAGCGGCCCCCCGUGGAGCAGGUGCAGACCCUGGAGGGCAGGUUCCAGCUCAAGAUCAGGGAGCUGCAGACGGUUCACGAGGAGGAGCUCCGGACCCUGCAGGAGCACUACGCGCAGACCCUGCGCUGCCUGCAGGAGACCCUGCACCACUGCCAGGGGCGGGCGGCCACCGGGGAGGCCGAGUCUGUGACGGGGCUGAGAGAGCGCAUCCAGGAGCUGGAGGCCCAGCUGGACGCCACGCGGGAGGAGCUGGAGCACAGGGGCCCUGCCGGCAGUGCGGUCACGCUGCAGGAGGAGCGCCAGAGGGACUUUGAGAGCCUCAAGGCCACGUGUGAGCGCGGGUUUGCCGCCAUGGAAGAGACACAUCAGAAGAAGAUCGAGGACCUUCAGAGGCAGCACCAGCGGGAACUGGAGAAGCUGCGGGAGGAGAAAGACCGCCUGCUGGCAGAGGAGACCGCGGCCACCAUCUCAGCCAUCGAAGCCAUGAAGAACGCGCACCGCGAGGAGAUGGAGCGGGAGCUGGAGAAGAGCCAGCGCUCCCAGAUCAGCAGCGUCAACGCCGACAUCGAGGCCCUGCGGCGGCAGUACCUGGAGGAGCUGCAGUCGGUGCAGCGGGAGCUGGAGGUGCUGUCUGAGCAGUACUCGCAGAAGUGCCUGGAGAACGCCCACCUGGCCCAGGCGCUGGAGGCUGAGCGGCAGGCCCUGCGGCAGUGCCAGCGCGAGAACCAGGAGCUCAACGCCCACAACCAGGAGCUGAACAACCGCCUGGCUGCAGAGAUCUCACGGCUGCGGACACUGCUGACUGGGGACACCAGUGGCGAGGCUGCCGGCUCGCCUCUCGCGCAGGGCAAGGACGCCUACGAGCUAGAGGUGUUGUUGCGGGUGAAGGAAUCAGAAAUUCAGUACCUAAAGCAGGAGAUCAGCUCUCUCAAGGACGAGCUGCAGACGGCAUUGCGGGACAAGAAGUACGCCAGUGACAAGUACAAAGACAUCUACACGGAGCUGAGCAUCGUGAGGGCGAAGGCUGACUGCGACAUCGGCAGGUUGAAGGAGCAGCUGAAGGCCGCGACGGAAGCGCUGGGUGAGAAGCCCCCGGAAGACGCGCCCGUGGCCGGAUACGACAUAAUGAAAUCUAAAAGCAACCCCGACUUCUUGAAGAAAGACCGAUCCUGUGUCAGCCGACAAAUCAGAAGCAUCCGGUCCAAGUCCGUAAUUGAGCAGGUCUCAUGGGAAAACUGAAGCGACCCGCUUCCAGGUCCCCUGUCGUGUAGAGUCUGAAGGAAGGCCUGACGGUGCACGACCGCCUGAAGCUCUUUGAGUCCAGGGACUUGGAGCAAGACUAGCUGCCCCGUUCACCUCGGACGCACACCCUCCCCAGCCCCGGCGGCUCGCCCAGCGCGGCUUCGUGUCUGUACCUUCGUCGUCACUGUCGUCGUCGUCGUCCUGGUGAACUGUGGGUAUGGAUGCGCCAGAGCCCGGCCUGAGGGCCGCUCCCCCGCCCCCGCCGUCUGCCCCGAAGCAGCUCUUCCCCGCGGCUCCCUCCGUCGCCGCCGCACUCCCGCCAGUAUUAAGGCCCAGCAGCCUGUCCAUAAGCUAGCUCUGUCUCGCCGCGUGCGCUGCGGGGCCGGGCCCACGCGGGUCACUGGGAGAGGACAAGCACGGGGACGUGUGGCGGCGGGUCCCAGGGCCGACAGGGCACGACGUGGCGGGGCGCAGGGGAGUCCGGCCCCGGGGUGGCUGGUGACCCCCGCGUCCCACCUCUCGGCCUGGGAGAAGGACAGCGUUUGACACCUGUUCCACUAAUGCAGCUUCGAACCACCCCCCCCCCCACCCCCUGGACAGCCGUGGUAGACCUUCCACAACCUGGAAAAUGUGGAGAGCAGCCAUUCCUAUUUUUGUUUUUUAUUAAAUCUUGCACAAAACUCGGCCCCGCUCGUUCCUUCCUCCGCUCACCUCCUCGGUUAUGAGGAAGCCUGGUCUUUUCACACCAGAGCAACAGCUGACCCGCAGCCUGGGGUCUCGGCCUGCGACCGCAGACCAGGACGGACGCUCGCAGAGACUCACGGGAGGAAAGAGACCGUCUGUCUCUUCGAACUUCCUGAAAAGCCGCCUCCAGCCGCCUCAGAGAAGGUUGACGGGAGCCCUGCGUUGAGUCGGGAAGGUACGAGGAUGUCGGAACCAGAUGAGAACCGGCCCCUGGGACGUGUUCUUCCCCUGAGGGGCCCGUCGGAGCCGAGGCCCCUGCAGCAGCAGCCUUGCCUUCCUGGCGGUCUGAGUCGCCUGCCACCACGCUGCAGCACUUGCUGAAAUCCUGACCACAGCCCCACGAAAAUGAGUUCUGCUUGGACCCGGAGCACGAGCAACCCUGCUGUGAAGGUGGGGGCCACCUUGGCAGUGAGGUGGCGGCGGUGUGGCAGAAGGUGUGGGGGGCGUCAGUCUGGUCUUGCUGCCUCUCUUCUCCACCAGUCCUGCCCACAGCAUCUUCCCCUCCAGAUGAAUGCCAGAGCCGGCCCUGCAGCACCUGGGCACGCGGCUUCCGCGGGGUGAAAACGGAGGCACCGUCUUGCUCUGAUUCUAGAUCAGGGUCACACACCGGGUCACCUGGGGAAAGCGCUGGUGCGGGAAGAGGCCCCGGGGUGCGACCGCUUCUCUGCACAAGCAGAGCUCUCGCUGGCACCCAGCCUUCCCUGUUCAUGAGCCAUGCUGGUCCCUCGUGGCUGCUGCUUAUCCUUCUGUGGCUGUGAAAGCACGGGAACAUUAGCUUUUUUUAAUUCUGCUCUGCAGAUGCCCCAGCCACACAGGCUGGCGUCGCCUCUAGUAAGGACGGGACAUCUGGUGUCGAGCUCAGAGGGGCGUGUGCUCCCAGAACAGGGGUGUCGUCCGGGGCAGGGGCAGGCGGGGUGCCGUGACUUCCCGGGCCGCCUGUGCAGGCCCUUCUCCAGGCAGCCCCGCCGCUGGACUGGGCCGCCAGUGUGGGAGCGGGGGGGGGCCUUUGGAGAAGAUCAGGCGCGCAUCUUAGUCACUUGUCUGCAGUGGGUACCCCUGGCUGUGAGGCUUCAGGCACCCUCACCCCUCCUGCGACAGACGGUCAGGUCUAGGGCGCAGAAACGGGCUGCGGGGGGCACGCAGCCGGCACUGCCACAGCCUCUGUGCCAGAGACCCAAGUCCGCCUGCAGCUGGGGACAGGUCUGCGCUCCGGGCUGGCAAGUGCCGUUCCCCCAGGGGAGCAGGCGGGCAGGAGAGCACAGCACGGUCAGCAUCUCAGCGCCCCAGCCCCUGGGGAGGGGUUUUGCCACUGGAAGAAAGGAUGCACGCGCAGAGGCCGAGCGGUGUGUUUCUCCUUUUUGCCUUCGUGGGCAUGGUUUGGUGCCUGUGUUGGCAGAGACAGGGCCAUGGGGGGGGGUGGGGGCUGUGGGACACUUUGAGCUCAGGGUGCUCCGUGGCACAAACCACGUGGUGGGAGGGUCACCACGUCCCCUGGAAGGAAGACGUUCAUACGGGUCAGUGCCGCCUCGUGUGGCUCCGCUCGCCGCCGCAGUGGACCCUGGCGAGCAUCCCGCGGGCAGCACGCGACCGUCUCGGGUCGGCCGGCGGUUUGGGUGGACACCUGCUCGGUGACCGUGCAAGACGCCGGCCUGGCUGCCCCACUGCUUGCAAAGGCCCCCUGGGCCCCAGCGGGUUUGAAAGCCACUGUUCCCAACUGCCGUGCUGGCUGCGGGGCAGCCGUGUGAGGCCCCAGACGGCAUCUGGCCGUCGGAGGUUGAUGCUUGUGGUCUAAGGUUUCGGACUGCGUGGGACUCUGGGAGGAAGCCAUGGCCAUGCUGGGGUGACUGGUGGAGGCCAUGCUGGGAAAGUGGGGGCCUGAGAAGAGCUGAGCCCACGUCACACGGAUCCAGCAGCUGGGAGGUGGGCACCGAGGGGAGGCAGGCCCGCCCCGGCCAGCGGAGCGGAGCCUGGCCUUGGCGGUGUCCAGACCCAGGCGCUGGCUCGCGGGCCCCUUCGCUCGGCUCCAAGGCCACCUGGGGCCAGACUCGGGAAGAGCGGGGCCUGUGGGAUUGAGAAGCCGCGCUGCGAUCCUGUCUGCCUGGCGGAAUUCGGACGGGCGAGGCCCCGGCGCAGAGCGGACGGCCUGAAGGUUUCCACCGAGCUCCGCUGAACGCCGCCUACCCGCUGCCUGGCGGGGCCUGAGGGCCUCGCGCCUUCCCGCCUUGUGCAGCGUGGCCCUGGUCCCCCGCCGCCGCCGCCGCCACCGCCGCCCCGAGCGAGGCCUCCGCUGUAAAGCCCUGCCUCUUCCAGGAGCUCAGAGCUCUUCCUACUCAGAGUGACGAGAAGGGCGCCCAUCAACAGUCACCGUCCCGAAAACGAGUCUGCUCGCCACCGUCCUGAGGAGGCUGGGCAUUUAACGCUUUCCUUUAGAGACACAACCACAGAAACGAAACCCUGAUCGCGGGCCGCCAUCGUCACAGAGGACGAGGAACCCCAAGUCCUGCCGAGGGGUCGCAGAGGACGAGGCCGCGGAGCAGCCGGAGGAGUCCACACGCGAAGAAAAGGCUUGUCCGCACGUCACCUGGACGCUUCCCUUCUCUGCCAGCUCCAGCGACUCUGAGUGUGUCCCACCCCGAGCUCGGGCCAGCUGAGCCCUGGUGUGGAGGCGCAACAGCAACUGGCUUUGGACACGAUCUCAGCUCCCAGCUGUCGCCCUCGCGUCCCCGCCCCCUGGGCCGAGUCGGAGACGGUGCCCGGCGCGGCGGCCUCCAGCCUCAGCAAGGAGCGCGGCCGAGGACUCGCCGACCCCCGAGCCUCCAGAGGCGGGCACCUGCACACCCUUUUUCCGCCUUUCGUCCCAGGGCCCCGACGCCGUCCCUCCGGGGGCUCUCCCUUCGAGCCGCCGAGAGGCUGGAGCCCAGGCUUCCGCUCUGGAGGCGGGAAAGGCCUUGGGACUCGCCGGAGGUCCGCCCAAGGUCACGUCCUUCACCGCUCCCGGCACCUAGGGCCGGACCCCUGGGGACCCCUGGGGCCCGGAGGGGAGUGGGGGUCUGGGCAGGGGCGGGACGAGGCCGCGUGGGGCCGAGGACCCAGUUCCGUCUGCUGGGAGCCCAGCUGCCUCCCUCCGCCCUGCGGCCGCCCCGGGAAGGGGAAGGCGCUGCCAGGAGCCGCGUCAAGGGCACUCCCGAGUUAGGGUGCGGGCUUUUGUGGCACGUGAGUGCCGGUUUGCCCCUCACGCCCCGUGGCUUUGGAAGCUGGGACGACAGCCUCAGGCACCACAGUGGAUGGUUCCGAGGACAGGGGCCCCUGGUCCGCCCCGACGGCCUCUGUCACACCUGCCCCUCGUCCUCAGCAGGGGCUUGAGAACGGGGGUCGUGGGGGUCUUGCUCUAACCCGGAGCCCCCUCAGCAGACGGCGGCCACCUGCGGGGGCCGCGCGCAGAGCCGCAGGGCCCGGGGGCUGCCCCGGGGGACCGCGCUUCCCCCACGCCCGGAGCUGUGGCCCCCGCAGCCCGGCCGCCUGUGCCGCCACCGCCGCCGCCGCGCCGCCUUCCUCUCCCGGCAGAGCGGCUCGGGCCGCGCGCUGCAGGGGUUCCGGGGCGCGGGGCGCAGAGACCUCGGCGCGCCGCCUGCGGAUGUGCACGCCCCGAGCGCCAGGAACGCGGCCUCGGCUUUCCCUUCGCGCAGCAGCCGCCGACCUCCCGCCGCGCGGCGAGGACCCAAAGCCAGGCGAGCAGCGAGCGGCAUCCUGGAGGUUCCCCGAGGCCCGCCCACGGACUGGAGAAGCCUCGGAGGCCGCCGCAGCCGCGCGAGCGCUUCCGCCAGGCGGCGGUCCCCGCUCAGCAUCCACGCGAGCUGCCGGGGAGCGGGCGCAGGACGCAGGAACGGCGGCCACGGGGCCCAGGUUCCCGGUCGGCCUGGGACGAGCUCACAGCCGUCACCCCCAGCACAGCGCGGUGCUCGGCCGUCGGGCGCUUCCGUUCCAAGGACGAGCUCGGGUCACCCCCGGGUGUGCACCCUCUGCCCGCACACCCAGCCUGCCGACUGCGGUCCCGCGCAGGGGCCUCGGCCUCCAGCCUCGCGGCUCCCGGGGCUCGCGGGCCGCCGGGGCCGGGCGCAGGGGCCUCUGCGGGAGGAGCUGCUCGCGGGCCCUUCGUGACUCGGCUGGGGCUCCGAGGACGCAGAUCAGCUGUUCACUGCACCCGAAGGGCUACCCCGCCAAGCUGUUUAUUCCCGUGUGACGUGCUGGAGUCCCAUGGGUGUCGCCGAUUUCUACUCUGUAAAUACGACCUAACUUUACAAAAACGAUGUCAUAAUAAACUAUUUUUGCAUCACC